AUGUCUUCAACGACGACGUCGACAACUACAGCUGCUCCCGGCCGCCCCAAUCCCAGCUCUGUGGCCGAGCACCUCCAGGGAUCGUCGCAGUCGUGGCACGGGCACAUCACUCCAGACGGUCCCUUUCCACCGCAGCGAGGUCGCUAUCACAUGUACAUUGGGCUUUUCUGCCCGUUCGCGCACAGGGCAAACCUCGUCCGCCAUCUCAAGGGCCUCACCGACCUCAUAGACAUCUCCAUCGUGAAACCUUACCCCAAGGGCGACGAGCAUGGAUGGCCCGGAUGGCAGUUCCCCAAGUCCGAAGACGAAUACCCCAAUGCCACGGUCGACAAACUGUUCGGAAGCCAGUAUCUCCACGAGGUCUACUUCAAGGCUGACCCAGGCUACAAAGGACGGUAUUCCGUCCCCGUACUGUGGGACAAGGAGACGGGCACGAUCGUGAACAACGAGAGUCCCGAGUUAAUGAGGAAUCUGCAGGUGGCGUUCAAUUUUCUUCUCCCCGAGGAAUAUGCCAGGGCCACGCUGUAUCCGGAGCAUUUGCGAGGCAAGAUCGACGAGGUGAGUGUUUGGAUGCAGAGGGACUUGAAUACCGGCGUGUACAAGGCCGGAUUCGCACCGAACCAGGAAGCAUACGACAAAAAUGUCCCCGUGGUGUUUGCCGCACUGAAUAAAUUGGAAAAGAUGGUCGCGCAGAACGGCGGACCGUUCAUCCUAGGCAAAGACCUGACCGAGUUGGACAUCAGGGCAUACGCCACCCUCGUGCGCUUUGAUACCGUGUACGUGCAGCAUUUCAAGUGUAACCUAGGCACGAUUCGGCACGAUUACCCACAGUUGAAUAAUUGGUUGAAGAACCUGUACUGGAAUGUCAAGGGAUUCAGGGAGACGACCGAUUUCAAGCAUAUCAAGGAGAACUACACCAAGAGCCAUUGGGAUAUCAGCCCCAAGGCCAUCACGCCCAUGGGUCCGUAUCCUGAUAUUGAAGAGGGCUUCGAACCGGAUUUCACCAAGGUCAGGGUUGGUAGCGUCUCGAUGCCGGUGGUGGUGGAGUUGGAAAAGCAACUGCCGGGGUGA
Molecule: messenger RNA, 1071 nt
Organism: Cladophialophora psammophila CBS 110553
Lineage: Eukaryota; Fungi; Ascomycota; Eurotiomycetes; Chaetothyriales; Herpotrichiellaceae
Product: glutathione S-transferase
Exons: 1
Coding region: 1-1071 (356 amino acids)
Cellular component (GO): cytoplasm
Molecular function (GO): glutathione transferase activity
Source: RefSeq, a predicted model, not a curated record